Messenger RNA from Clunio marinus, 2540 nucleotides. The record is from the annotation of a GenBank genome assembly. Lineage: Eukaryota; Metazoa; Arthropoda; Insecta; Diptera; Chironomidae.
ACUCAAAAAAUAAAUAAAUUUUCACAAUUCGAGAAAUAAUUUUUUCUACUGAAAUAUUUCUUUAAAAUAUAUCAAAGGAUGACCACAGAAAUUGAGAAUGGUAGGCCUGUUCUAACACCGGAGCAGAUAGCUGAAGCUGAGAAGUUCAAAGAGGAAGCGAAUUCUUAUUUUAAAAACAAAGAUUACGACAAAGCAAUAGAACUUUAUACAAAAGCAAUAGAAAUUGAUCCUCAUAAUGCAGUUUAUUACGCAAAUCGCUCACUUGCAAACCUGCGACAGGAAUCGUUCGGCUAUGCUUUGAAUGAUGCACUUUCCUCAAUGAAAAGCGAUCCAGGCUACUUAAAGGCAUACUACCGACGAGCAGCAGCUCAUAUGAGCCUCGGAAAAUUCAAGCUCGCUCUAUCAGAUUUUGAACUAGUCAGUAAACGACGACCAAACGAUGCCGAUGCUAAGAAAAAGUUCGUCGAGUGUAGUAAGAUUGUGAAGAAAAUUGCAUUCGAACGAGCAAUUGCUGUUGAUCGACCUGAAAAGACACUCGCUGAAAUGUAUCAAAGUCUAGAAUCAAUCUCAAUCGAAGAUGAAUAUAAUGGACCAAAAUUAAAAGACGAUAAAACUGUAACAUUAGAUUUCAUGAAGGCUUUAAUGGAACAUUACAAAGAUCAGAAGAAACUUCACAAAAAAUACGCUUACAAAAUUAACCAAAAGAUAUUUUUAGGCUCAACAAUGGCUGAUAUGUUCACACAAGUGUACAAUUUCCUUCCAUUGUGUCACCUUCUUAAUAAUCGUGUACUUGUUAUGCAUGGUGGAUUGUUCUCUUCAGAUGAUGUAACGAUUGAUGACUUAAGAAGUGUCGAGAGAAAUCGACAACCACCAGAAGAAGGAAUAAUGUGUGAAUUGCUUUGGUCUGAUCCACAACCUCAACCAGGUCGAUCACCAAGUAAACGAGGAGUUGGAUGUCAAUUUGGUCCGAAUGUAACUGAGAAUUUCCUUAAAAGAAAUAAACUUGAUUAUAUUAUACGCUCACAUGAAGUUAAAGACAUGGGAUAUGAAGUUGCUCAUGAUGGAAAGUGCAUCACCGUUUUCUCAGCUCCUAAUUAUUGUGAUACAAUGGGUAACAAAGGUGCUUACAUUAUUCUCAAUGGCAAGGAUAUGAAACCGCAGUAUGAAGUCUAUGAAGCCGUUCCACAUCCCAACGUUAAACCAAUGAUGUAUGCAAACAGUCUGAUGAACUUAAUUAUACAAUUACAAAUUAUAAUUAACGACUUAAAAUUUGAAAUAUUCGCGAACGUUUUAGGAUCACAUCAGUUUAAUCCUAUGGAGUUUAAUGAUUUGUUUUUGUUGGGCAAAUACGAAGUCAGAAAAAGAAUUUUAUUAAAUUGUUCUGGUUAUUUGAAAAAAUCAAUAAACAUGAGUAGCCACUAUCAGUUGACACCAGACGUAGAAUUUCGUUAUAUCGUGACCUGGUUCAAAGAUUUCUCAGAAUUUGAGAAAGCAGACUUUAUGGCUAUUUUAAUUCAGUGGUUAUUGAAGAAUAGUGAGAUCAACGUUAAUGGAUUGAGUGAUGACACUUCUAUGACUUCUAUCGAAGGCAAACCGCUCUCAAUCUUUUUAUGUCGAGUAAAACUCUUUAAGGAAUGGACACCAAAGUGGCCAAAUCGUUUACGUUCUAAACUCAUUGAGAAAUUGAAUGAAAUUGAUUCAGAAUUUGGUUUAAAAUUGAAUCAGGAGCUAGAAGACGCUUUAACAGUCGAAGAAGAAACAACUUCGGUUCAAAACGGAAUCGAUGCCGUACAUAACGGAGUUGCCAUGCUCGCUGUCACAGAGGAUUAAAGAAAACUGUAGAUGCUAUGAAAAAAAGGUAACAAAACAGAAAUAGAGGCCAACCCAAUAAGCAGCAAAUCUUUAUAUGCAGCUAAUUCAUUCAUGUGUUAUUAAUGCACUUCGAAUAUCUUUUUUUUUUAUUCAACUAUUAUAUUUUAAUUUAUAUCUCAUAGCUUUGUAAGCAAUGCAUUUUUUCAACUCUCUGACUUGAUUUCCAAGUCAAUCUUCAAUGUUGCGCACAGAUUUUAAAAUUCCAUUUAAAAGUAUUCCCUUAAACCGGAAAUCCACUUAAGACUGAGUUGCGAUAAUUCAUUAGAAUAAUUACUGAUGAUUCCAAGUAGCAAGAAGAUUAAUUAUUUUCGAUUUUAAUUAUAGUUAAAAAAGAUGUUUCUAAUAAAUGUUAUGAAUUCCUCCCCAUUUUAACAAAUUGAAAAAUAAAUAAUCAAAAAAUUAUAUAGAAACGUCGUUGAAGCAGAUGUUGAUGAAUCUAAAUAUUAAUAAUGUAUUCAAAGCAUGUUCUAUUUUUGUCAGUCAGAGAAUUUUAAAAAUGUUUCUUAGUCAAUUAAGAAAGGCGCAUUUUACUCCUACAAAUAUGAUCUUAAUUAAUCAAAAAUACAUUUAAAAAUUAGACUAGAUAUGAUGAUAAAAUGACAACAUAAAAAAACAUAUGAAUGUCUCAAUUUCAUGUUGAAGAUCAAAAUAAACUGAAUAAAGGAAGA